Hemiscyllium ocellatum (epaulette shark) is the source of this 3435-nucleotide messenger RNA. It is a transcript of the gene cyld, whose product is annotated as cylindromatosis (turban tumor syndrome), a. The record is from RefSeq and is a predicted model, not a curated record. Gene Ontology annotation, cellular component: cytosol. Bases 326 to 3343 code for a protein of 1005 amino acids. Lineage: Eukaryota; Metazoa; Chordata; Chondrichthyes; Orectolobiformes; Hemiscylliidae. Gene Ontology annotation, molecular function: cysteine-type deubiquitinase activity; K63-linked deubiquitinase activity. Gene Ontology annotation, biological process: necroptotic process; regulation of mitotic cell cycle; regulation of intrinsic apoptotic signaling pathway. The transcript is spliced from 18 exons.
UGGCGCGGGCUGUGUUGUCGCGCGGUGAGGUUCGCUCGGGAAUGUUCCUUUAUUUACAUCGGCUCCGGGUUGCUGUUGUUUCCGUUACCGUUAAAAUCUGGGAUCCGCUUCGCCUCGUUGUCCUGUCGCCAGGUCCUGAAAGGCAGAGCAGAGGACCGCGACUCUAUAUCCAGUGUACAAUGAUCCAGUGACAACUGCUCUUUACCAGAAUUUAUUAAUUAUGUUCAGCAGAAUGAAAAGUAGACGUCUUUCAUGGCCUAUGCAGUGAUAACAAUAAGUUAACUUUUGAGAUACAAUAAUCACGUUUUGAGAUAAAACCUACAUCAUGUUGAGUUCUGCUACAUGGAACAAAGAGAAAUCCAGCGUGAUGCUUCGGGAUGAACCUAAGUAUUAUUUGGUUGCUCAAGAGUGUAGUGCAAUUAAUAAACAUACUCAAAUGUCAUUAAGACUAGUAAGAGGUAGCAUAUUAAUGCUUCAGGAUCGUGGUCCUCAACUAUCAAACAUUCAUAGUAACAAAAAUAAAAGAGGGGUUGUUACCGUGCAAUGCUUAGAACAGCCAUAUAACAUCGUACAUGUUGAAGAAAAAGAUUUGCAAGAAAUUGAGGGAAGAGUGGCUGAACUACUUUUUGCUGUUUCAACCCCUGAGGAGAGGCAUGCUCUGUCCAAAAACAAGCCAAAACUGCAGGAAGCACUCCAAAUUGAUUACGAUUCGAACGUUAAAGUUCAGCUGAGGGCUGGAGGAGAAAAACUGCCUGGUAUUAUACGAUUCAAGGGGUCGUUGUUACAGAACAAGUUGCUAUGUGAAUUGUGUUUUGGAGUGGAAUUACUGGAAGAAGGCAGGGGUCAAGGCUAUACAGAUGGCUCGUACAAAGGAAAGCAACUCUUUCGCUGCGAUGAUGAUUGUGGAGUUUUUGUUCCUUUUGACAAACUAGAACUUGUUGAAGAGGAAGAUGACACUGAUCUCAAAUCUGGCAAUGCUGAAAUGUUUUUGUAUAGUGACAAGUCUGCCAUAGAAAUUAACUCGAGGGUGUCUGCCAUGAUUGACGAUGAAGUUGUGCAUGGAACAGUCGUAUUCUGUGGCCUGCUGUCGGGAAAAGAAGACUAUGGCUAUUUUCUAGGUGUUGAUAUGGAUAACGUCUUAGGUGAUUGGGAUGGCACAUGGGAAGGAAAAGUGCUGUACAAUACUUCACACGGAAAGAUCACCCUUCUGUGGAUAGAAGAUGCACAGCUAGACACCUCAGAAACACGGCCACUGAAACAAAACUUUGCAUCGAGAGGUAUUAAUGAAAAGGUCUCUUCAAAUGUCAGCAGCAGAUCAAAGAAUAAAGGACUUGUUUCACAAUUGGGAAAAUCUCCAGGGCAUAAUAGGAACCGAUCUGAAUUACGUUGCAUGUUAAAUGGUGCAUCUAUUGAUCCACAAAAAUCAAAAAGUACAUGGUAUAUUGAUGAAGGAAGUGAAGAUACAGUAACAUCACUAGUAGACGCACACUCCAAGUUGAGUCAGUCACCACCCACAACGUCUUCUCUUCAAGCUUCCCUUUCAAAUGAAAACAAAUUCCAUUCGUUGCCUUUCAGCCUUACCAAGAAACCCAAUGUAAAUGGAAGCAUAGGUCAUACCCUUUCCUUAUCUGUCCAAUCAGUAAUGAUGGAUGUGAAUACUGGUGCAAACCAAGAUGCUGAACCAGGAGGAGUAUCAACGAUAGAGCAGCCCAGUUUGGAAAUAGGAUCGUUGGUGCAAGUGAAGGAAAAUCAUCCUCUCUAUGGAGUAAUUCGGUGGAUUGGGCAACCUUUAGGAGUUAAUGAACAAAUAGCUGGACUUGAACUUGAAGAAGAAAACGUGGGCUGUACAGAUGGUACUUUCAAGGGAGUACGUUACUUUAUGUGUGCUUCGAAGAAGGCGUUAUUUGUCAAACUUAAAAGCUGCAGGCCUGAUUCGAGAUUUAUAUCAUUGUCUCAUCACUCCAAUCAAAUUGAAAGAUGCAAUUCAAUUGCAUUUGGAGGAUAUCGAAGUGAAGUGGUUAAAGAAAAUACACCUCCAAAGAUGGAAAAAGAAGGCCUAGCUAUAAUGGUUGGAAAGAAAAAGGGUAUUCAAGGGCAUUACAAUUCCUGUUAUUUAGAUUCCACUUUGUUCUGCAUGUUUGCUUUUAGCUCUGUGUUGGACACCGUAUUGCUUAGGCCUAAAGAAAAAGAUGAUGUUGAAUUUUAUACUGAAACCCAAGAUUUGUUGCGAACAGAAAUAGUCAAUCCUUUGAGAAAUCAUGGGUAUGUAUGUGCUACUAAAAUAAUGAAACUUCGAAGAAUUCUUGAAAAGGUUGAAGCAGCUUCAGGAUUUACUUCAGAAGAAAAAGAUCCAGAAGAAUUUCUCAACAUAUUAUUUCAUCACAUAUUAAAGGUAGAACCUUUAUUGAAAAUCAGAUCAGCUGGACAAAAAGUACAAGAUUGUUUCUUUUACCAAAUAUUCAUGGAUAAAAAUGAAAAUGUUGGUGUACCAACAAUUCAACAGUUACUGGAAUGGUCCUUUAUUACCAGUGACCUUAAAUUUGCUGAGGCACCUUCAUGUCUAAUAAUUCAAAUGCCUCGAUUUGGAAAAGAUUUCAAGUUGUUCAAUAAGAUAUUUCCAUCUUUGGAAUUGGAUAUCACAGAUUUAUUAGAAGACACACCCAGAGAUUGCCGGAUCUGUGGUGGUCUUGCACUUUAUGAAUGCAAAGAAUGUUAUGAAGAUAUUGAUAUAACUGCUGGAAAAAUCAAGCAGUUCUGCAAAGCUUGUACUACCCAAGUACAUCUCCAUCCUAAGAGGCAAGGACAUGAACAGAGAAAAGUGUCUCUACCAGAACAGAUGGCUGACUAUGCCUGGAGGCAGUGUUGUGUACCCAGACAGAAGAUGAAACUGUUUGCUGUGCUUUGCAUAGAGACUAGUCACUAUGUGGCUUUUGUCAAAUAUGGCCCAGAUGACUCAGCCUGGUUGUUUUUUGACAGCAUGGCUGAUCGGGAUGGGAACGUUAGAAGGAAUUCAAAUGCAUUUAACAUGGCAUUUGUUAUCUGCACUUCGAAUCUAGAAUCCCUCCAGGCUCUUCGGCCCAACAAGUCCAUACUAACCCUCCAAAGAGUAACCCAUCCAGACCCAUUUCCCUACUCUAUUAUCCUAUAUAUACCCCUGACUAAUGCACCUAACCUACACAUCCCUGAAUAUUUAGCUUGGCCAGUCCACCUAAUCUGCACAUCUUUGGAUCGUGGGAGGAAACUGGAGCACCAGCAGGGAACCUAUGCGGACACUGGGAGAAUGUGCAAACUCCACACACAGUCUCUUGAGGUGGGCAGAAUGGCUACAACAUCCCUCAGGUGACUCAGUGUCCUGAAAUAGGAGAAUAUUUAAAAAUGUCACCAGAGGAACUACAUGGUUUGGAUCCUAAAAGUAUCCAAGGCUUUGCACGAAGA